CAUUCCGAGCAACACGUCUUUGUCCAAUUUUUAAAGGCAUAGCAAAUUUUGCCACAGUUCAAAAUUCAACAGCUAGUCGUACAUACGGUAAUCUUAAGGACGAAGAUCGUAUUUUUACGAACCUAUACUUGCGACAUGACUUUCGACUAAAGGGUGCGCUAAAGAGGGGUGACUGGUAUAAGACAAAAGAAAUUCUCUUGAAAGGGCACGAAUGGAUUUUACAAGAGAUUAAAGCGUCUGGUCUUAGAGGUCGCGGUGGAGCUGGAUUUCCGUCAGGCUUGAAAUGGAGUUUUAUGAAUAAGCCAUCGGAUGGCCGUCCUAAGUAUCUGGUAGUGAAUGCUGACGAAGGAGAACCAGGCACAUGUAAAGAUCGAGAGAUUAUGCGUGGAGAUCCUCAUAAACUAAUUGAAGGGUGUUUGGUUGCUGGUCGAGCUAUGAACGCCAAUGCUGCUUACAUAUAUAUUAGAGGUGAAUUUUAUAAUGAAGCCUCGAAUGUGCAGGAAGCGAUUAAUGAAGCUUAUGCAGCUGGACUUAUCGGAAAGAAUGCAUGCGGUUCUGGAUAUGAUUUCGAUGUAUAUAUUCAUCGUGGUGCCGGGGCUUAUAUUUGUGGGGAAGAAACAGCCUUGAUUGAAUCACUCGAGGGUAAACAAGGUAAACCCAGAUUAAAACCCCCGUUUCCAGCUGAUGUUGGUUUAUUUGGUUGUCCAACCACCGUCGCUAACGUUGAAACUGUGGCUGUUGCACCUACUAUUUGUAGAAGAGGUGGAUCAUGGUUUGAUAGUUUUGGUCGUGACAAGAACAGCGGUACAAAGCUCUUCUGUAUUUCUGGUCACGUAAACAAUCCUUGUACUGUUGAAGAGGAAAUGAGUAUUCCUUUGAAAGAACUUAUUGAACGUCAUUGUGGUGGAGUUCGCGGUGGAUGGGAUAAUCUUCUAGCCAUCAUACCCGGUGGUUCAUCGGUUCCAGUUAUUCCUAAGCACAUAUGUGAUGAUGUGUUAAUGGACUUUGAUGCACUUCGUGAUGUUCAAUCUGGCUUGGGCACGGCUGCAGUAAUUGUGAUGGAUAAAUCCACUGAUAUUGUCCAAGCAAUUUCUCGCUUGUCUGAUUUCUAUAAACAUGAAAGUUGUGGGCAGUGCACACCAUGUAGAGAGGGUACAAAAUGGCUUAUGG
This is a messenger RNA of Dentiscutata heterogama, 1170 nucleotides long. Lineage: Eukaryota; Fungi; Glomeromycota; Glomeromycetes; Diversisporales; Gigasporaceae. The record is from the annotation of a GenBank genome assembly.